Molecule: messenger RNA, 731 nt
Organism: Schistocerca cancellata (South American locust)
Lineage: Eukaryota; Metazoa; Arthropoda; Insecta; Orthoptera; Acrididae
Gene: RpL18
Product: 60S ribosomal protein L18
Exons: 5
Coding region: 71-637 (188 amino acids)
Biological process (GO): translation
Cellular component (GO): ribosome; cytosolic large ribosomal subunit
Molecular function (GO): structural constituent of ribosome; RNA binding
Source: RefSeq, a predicted model, not a curated record
AUGUAAUAUCUUUGAAUUUCGCGUACCCACACGUCUUCAUUGAGUCGAUGUCUCUUUCCGGUUUGUGAAGAUGGGUAUUGAUAUUAACCACAAGUGGGACCGCAAGGUUCGGCGCACUGAACCGAAGUCGCAAGAUGUAUACCUUAGACUUCUGGUUAAGUUGUACCGAUAUCUCGCUCGACGUACGGAAGCGAAGUUCAAUAAGAUAAUAUUACGGAGGUUGUUCAUGUCAAAAAUAAAUAGGCCACCUAUUUCGCUCGCAAGAGUAGUGCGUUUUAUGAAGAAGCCUGGCCGAGAAAACCUGAUUGCUGUUGUUGUAGGAACGGUCACGAAUGAUGACAGAAUAUUUGAAGUUCCAAAACUAACAAUUUGUGCAUUAAGAGUGACUGAGAAGGCACGUGCACGCAUCCUAAAAGCUGGCGGUGAAAUCAUUACAUUUGAUCAGCUUGCUCUUCGUGCACCAACUGGAAAGAAGACCGUUCUGAUGCAAGGUCGCCGAAAUGCAAGAGAGGCUGUAAAGCACUUUGGUUUGGCUCCUGGUGUGCCCCACAGUCAUACAAAGCCCUAUGUGCGGUCUAAGGGUCGAAAAUUCGAGAGAGCUCGAGGACGCAGGCGCAGCUGUGGUUACAAAAAAUAAUUGUAAUUUACUUUCUGCUUUUGGACAUCUACUGUUAAUAAUUUUGAAAUAAAAUAAUGGACCCUGUGAAACUAACAAGGAAAACAAAAAUUUA